Molecule: messenger RNA, 1365 nt
Organism: Striga hermonthica
Lineage: Eukaryota; Viridiplantae; Streptophyta; Magnoliopsida; Lamiales; Orobanchaceae
Source: the annotation of a GenBank genome assembly
AUGGCCGUAAAGCUCCUAUAUUUCCGGCCGACCCACCACCCGCAGCCGCAGGUUCAACGGGCAUCCACCGUCCACUCCCACCGUAACGCCGGUCAAGCCCCAAAUAUCCACACCCCACCACCCCAAAAUCUCCCUCCACCAACUCCACCACCCAACAAGCACAAAUUCCUCAGCCCACCACUAAAAAUCAAUUCCUACAAUUUAUCAAGAAAAUCAGCCGCCGGGUCACAUUUAAGCUUCCCAAUCAUCUCCGCGGAGGACCAGUGGGGCACCUGGGCGGCCCUUUUUGCCACCGGCGCUUUUGGCAUCUGGUCAGAAAAGACCAAAAUCGGGAGCGCAUUGAGUGGGGCACUCGUGAGCGUUUUAAUCGGUCUUGCAGCGAGCAAUUUGGGCAUCAUAGCUAGUGAGGCGUCGGCUUAUGAUGUCGUUUUGAAGUUCUUGCUGCCAUUGGCUGUGCCUUUACUGCUUUACCGGGCCGACAUGCGCAGGGUUAUAAGGUCUACGGGCACGUUACUCUUAGCAUUCUUGAUUGGAUCAGUGGCAACGACGGUGGGUACAGCUGUCGCUUUCCUAUUGGUUCCAAUGCGGUCGCUUGGCGAAGAUGGUUGGAAGAUAGCAGCUGCUCUAAUGGGAAGACAUAUUGGUGGAGCUGUCAAUUAUGUCGCGAUAUCCGAAGCUUUGGAAGUUUCGCCUUCGGUUUUAGCUGCCGGGCUAGCUGCUGAUAACGUUAUCUGUGCAAUAUAUUUCACCACAUUAUUUGCAUUGGCUUCCAAAAUACCAGCCGAGACCUCAACUUCUGCAGCUGGACACAAUGAAGAAACACAAUCGGGUGAUAAGCUUUCUGUACUGCAGUUUUCAACUGCCCUUGCUGUGUCCUUCAUUAUAUGCAAAAGUGCGAUUGUCUUGACAAAAUAUUUCGGAAUUCAAGGAGGAAGCCUCCCAGCAAUAACGGCUAUAGUCGUUAUUUUAGCGACUGUAUUUCCUAAGCAGUUUGCUUACUUGGCACCUUCUGGUGAGGCUAUGGCUCUCAUACUGAUGCAGGUGUUGUUUGCUGUGGUUGGUGCAAGUGGGAACAUACGGAAUGUAAUAACCACAGCACCCAGCAUUUUCUUGUUUGCCCUCGUCCAAAUCGGUGUCCACCUGGCAAUCAUACUCGGGCUCGGAAAAAUGUUUGGUUUCGAACUCAGGCUUUUGCUGCUGGCAUCAAAUGCGAAUGUGGGCGGGCCCACGACAGCCUGUGGCAUGGCGACCUCGAAAGGAUGGACUUCGUUGAUCGUUCCAGGUAUUCUUGCGGGUAUUUUUGGAAUUGCAAUCGCAACUUUUCUCGGCAUUGCUUUUGGGCAGGCGGUUCUGAGGUUCAUGUAA